Molecule: messenger RNA, 1217 nt
Organism: Exophiala xenobiotica
Lineage: Eukaryota; Fungi; Ascomycota; Eurotiomycetes; Chaetothyriales; Herpotrichiellaceae
Exons: 1
Coding region: 129-1133 (334 amino acids)
Molecular function (GO): FMN binding
Source: RefSeq, a predicted model, not a curated record
AAAGGAUCUUCGAAGUCCGACAAGACGACAUAAUUGCUCCUAGGGAGAGCCAUGGACUAGCGGAAAGCGUCAAGCAAGGCCAGGCGAGACUCCUUUCUGAUACCUACCCGGUGCGGCGAUAAUAGUAUAUGAAAAGCGUGUUUCCCCGAACACUGUGUUCCACACUCGCGUUGCGGCCUCUGCAACCGCUCGCCCGAGGAACAUCAAGACUGGGGGCAAGGACGAUGUCUUCCAAGGAGUCCAAGCCUCAAGAGGCCCAGGAGAAACACGAUGCCGAAUCCACAGUCAAGCGCAACCCGCACGGCGACUUUUCCAAGGUCCAAGCAUCGCGACCUGAUUGGGAAGAAGACCGUCAAUGGCACUUUACCAAGACGCGCAAUCCCGACUGGAAGUACGGUGAUGGCGCAUCCGAUAAGUCAGGCUUGUCGAAAGCUCAUGUCUCAAUCGACCCGUAUGCCGAAGGACGCCCGCCGGUAUUGAACUACAAACUGCUCAUAUCCGGCAUCAUCCCGCGUCCAAUUGGCUUUUUGUCAACCAGGUCCAAGGACAAGUCGUCCACGAAUCUCGCACCGUUCAGUUACACGCAGGUGUUCAACCACGACCCUCCAAUCUUUGGCGUCGGGUUCAGUGGUGGUUUCGACAAUGCAAAGGACACGCUGAAGAACCUGGUCGACACGGGAGAGUGUGUGAUCAACAUCAUUAGCGAGCACUACCUUGAGGCGGCCAAUGCGUGUAGCAUCGAUUUGCCGUACGGAGAGUCAGAAUGGUCGGUCUCGGGGCUGACGCCUGCGGAUAGUGCUGUCGUGGCGGCUUCAAGAGUAAAAGAGGCCGUGUUUAGCAUCGAAGGCAAGCUGGUGAAUACGCAGGAGUUUGAGAGUAGAACGACGCCAGGGAAGAAGACGGGUGUGCUGGCAGUUAUUGAGGGAGUGCAUUUCUGGGUCAGGGAGGAUGCGAUUAACGAGGAUCGGAGUCUGAUUGCACCGGAAGUGUUGAGACCGAUUGCCAGGUUGGGAGGAAUCACUUACGCAAGAGUGUUGGAAGGAUUCGAGAUUCCUAGGCCGGUGUUGAAAGAGGAGCAGAAGAAGGGCAUUCUGAACGAUGGCCUGAUCAAGCCGAAGGUAGAUGGACAAUAGCGCUCUCAUUGUGUUGUUUUGUUAGAUACAGCAAGCUUGAUUAUAGAAGUGGUCAAAGAAUACAACAAAUCGUCCGAAUCAGAA